Messenger RNA from Closterium sp. NIES-65, 1482 nucleotides. NCBI's taxonomy places the organism in Eukaryota, Viridiplantae, Streptophyta, Zygnematophyceae, Desmidiales, Closteriaceae. The record is from the annotation of a GenBank genome assembly.
AUGGACGCCCACGUGGACACAUUCAACGCGCUCAACGGCCUGAACGACGGCCACACCAUGUUCUGGUCCAACUGCUUCUUCGGCGUGGCUACCUUCGUCCUCCCGCUUCCGCUUUUCGCGGUCGUGGAGGAAGGUCAGCAGAUCGUUCGCGUCGCCACGCGCCAAUACCUGGAGCGGCUCAACGGGAUCGAUGAGGACGCGAAGAAGCUCUGGGGUUUCGAUUUUUCCGCCUACGAGUUACAGCAGGUGCUCGCCAUAGAGGGCCAGCCGGCAGUGGAGUAUAUCAAGCAGUGGGCGGACAAGCACGGCGGCAUGGUGCGCAACCCCAGUGCGCGUUUCAACAUGAUCAACACCAGCGGCCCCCACAGGCGCCAGCAGCAGCAGCCACAGGAGAAGCAGGAAGGCAAGGAGGAAGCAGGGUCGUCAAGCAACGAUGCGCAGAGCAGCGACAAGGUUGCACCCAGGAUACUGGCUGGAGAGGAGGGGGCAGCCAUCACAAUGGAGAAGGUGUCUGCUGACGAUGCCUACUACCUGGUAUCAGUGUUCGUGCUGAAACGCUAUCAAGAACCGCAUUCAACCUCCCAGCUCUCCUCUCUCUCCCCUGGCAGUCCCCCUCAACCCCCCUUAACCGCACUUCACCACUCUCACGAGUAUCUGUUGCACAACUGCACAGCAGUGAUCUGCUGCACCACGGCGAGUAAGCUGACCGUGUAUCUGGUGGACAACCGCACGGCAGUGAUAGUGCUGCACACAUUCAGCGUGGACCCCACUACGGAGGAGGAGCUCGCAGUCAGCAGGCCUGACGUGAAUCCCAUCAACUACCUCGCUGAGGAGAUUCUCAAAGCCAUGGAUACUGCCAGGAGCACCGACUGCGCGGAGGUCAUAUUCGACGUGCGCGAUAACGGCGGCGGGUACGUCACACUGGCCUCACACACAGUCGUCGCACUUCUCGGCACGCGCAACGUGCCUCUAGCGGAAGCAACCCUACCCAUGGACUUCAUUAUAGGCACCAACUUCACCUGGAGCCUCAUGGAGGAUCAGGCCAUUCCUGGCUACGUCACGAACGCGUACACUCAGCCCAGCGACGGCACGUCGCUCCUCUCGUCUGCUGAAGACUACACUCCUCUGCAAAACGUCCCCUUCUCCGUCGCCGGCCGCAUCGGCACCUAUACCGCGGAUUUUAAACUGAAUUUCGAUUAUUUCUACGGCGACUUGGCGGCGCGGCCCGACCGCACGAACCACGCCAACGACCCGCACGCGUCGAAACCGUUUAAAACGAACAUGGAUGUUUCCAUGGCGUUUACUAACGGGUACGUGGACUCCGGCGUUCCGUGCGAGUUCGAAUUUCUGCCCAGUCAGCACCACGUGGACUACACCGUAGAUCGCAUCGACAAGCCCGAGGUGAUUUGGAGCGACGUCGCGAAACUCUUCCCGGAAUUGCCGCUGCCACCGGUGAUCGCUCAGUCGCAGGCUGCAGUGUAA